GCAAUUCUACAACUGCCUGCUCCCAGUGUCUUCCGGCUUGCUUGCAAGCCACUAUAUGUACACGGUCGUCAAAGGUCGUCAAAAGACUGUCAAAAGUGUGCGCAUUGCUUCCCGUCAGCGCGCCCGCCGCAAUAUUCGUCCGCAAGUCUCCGCACGUUCAGAAAGCGUUGCCCAGCUAGCCGAGCUGUCAUGAUCGCGUCCCGCCUGGUCCAGUCAAAUUGCUGCUCCGACACCCGUCAGCCAGUAUCAGUGUCAUAAACUAGCUAUAAACAGGAAUAGACAAUGAUGCGGGUUGGGACGCCAUCCCUUCUCGAACCCCGUCCUCGACCCACACCGCGUCACUGAAGCCAUCUUCCCCGCACUUCCCGGAAGCGCUGCGAUCAGGGGAUGCGAGAUGUCUUCUCAGUUGGACCCGGCUAUCCUCCAGUUCUAUAAGGAUUGGCAGACUGUGACGUAUAGCUACGUGGGCCUUGCAGUCUUGCUCCUCUAUGACGCUGUGAUUUCUUUCCCGAGGUCAUAUAAGCUCAUCUGGCGGAGCUCAUGGUCUUGGGUGAAAGUAUCAUACUUCUGCUUGAGAUAUGUGAUCAUAAUCCAAUUUGCUUUCUCUCUGCCUCUUUUCUUCUCUUAUGGCCUAUCUAAACAAUGCUGUGAACGUAUUUUCAACGUUUACGAUUGGUUGUCUCCAUUUCAAGGGAUCCCACUGACAAUUGUCAUGACCCUUCGAACAUAUGCAUUGUACGAGAAGGAACGAAGGGCCAGGAUAUUCAUAAUCACCCUUGUCAUUAUCGACAUCAUCGCUCAGCUGGCUGGCUGGGUCCUCGUAUCCCUUGAGACGCAUAUCAUGGAUAUUCCAGAAGGGCCGGGGUUUCUCUCAGCAUGCAAUCUCCGUAUCGGCCCUCAGCCUACAGUAAUCAUGGUAUUUAACAUGGGGACGCUAAUGGUAUUUGACUUCAUCAUAUUUGUGAUGACACUAUACAAAACACGUCAACUGCUCCGUGGCAGCAGGACAAAGCUCGUCUGGCGCUUACACUGCGACUGUAUAUUAUAUUACAGCGUGUUAUCUGUUAUGACAAUUUUGACCUUGAUGUCGUAUUUUAUAUUUACCAAGGAACGUCUAAUCCUGGUUUACGUCCCCGAGACGAUACUUCGCAUACUCCUGACGACCCUCGUUCUCCGAAUAUUGCUUCAGCUACGCCAGGUCGCGAACG
This is a messenger RNA of Coniophora puteana RWD-64-598 SS2, 1208 nucleotides long. RefSeq lists its product as uncharacterized. The transcript is spliced from 12 exons. Lineage: Eukaryota; Fungi; Basidiomycota; Agaricomycetes; Boletales; Coniophoraceae. The annotation marks the transcript as partial. The record is from RefSeq and is a predicted model, not a curated record.